This is a messenger RNA of Symbiodinium necroappetens, 834 nucleotides long. NCBI's taxonomy places the organism in Eukaryota, Dinophyceae, Suessiales, Symbiodiniaceae. The record is from the annotation of a GenBank genome assembly.
AUGCUGGCGCCUUGGGCGCCCGCUCUCGCGUUGGUUCUUGCUGCCGCUCAGCGGGUCGUUCCGUCCUGGCGCCAAGUACCGGGCGACGUCGACUGGUUCGAUGGCUGCGGCUACGGCAACGAGAUCAUUCGAGGGAGCAUCUCUGCGGGACUCGAACACAACAAGGUGCGAAAGCAUGUCGCAAUGUGCUUGUCCCACUGCGGACCUCCUUCCUGUACGCUGAAAGCAGCGGAGACGGACUGCGACUGCUUGAAGUGCACGAUGUUCUGUCUUUCAAGAGGCUCCUAUGUGGAUUCUUGCUUGAACAACCAUACCUACGAUCUCUGCUCGAGCUUUGCGGCCAGCAUCGAACAAGCGAACAGUUCGAGCUCUGCGAGCUCUGGGAGCUGCGAGGUGAACUGCAACGGCGCCGUGAGGAGGGCGGGCUCCAGCUUAGGUUUACCAUGGGUAGAGAAGUAUCGGCCGGAGCGUAUCGAGGAGGAGGAAGUGGUCUCUGCAUUGAAGCACAGCCUUCAAACAGGUGAGUUGCCGAACCUCAUGUUCUAUGGGCCUCCCGGAACAGGCAAAACGACGGUGGCCCUGGCGUUGAUGAAGCAGUUCUUCGGCAAGGACUGGCGAUUCCGCAUCAAGGAGCUGAAUGCCUCAGACGAGCGCGGGAUCUCUGCCGUCCGAGAAAAGGUGAAGACCUUUGCGCAGUUGGCCAUCGGUGUUCCUGGCCGCACCUCAGAAAAAAGCACCAUCAAUGGCAGGGGGGACAGGAAGAUUAGUCAAAAAGGAAAGGGAGACAAGAAAUGCGACAAGCAAGAGAGGGGUGCCCCCCCAAGAAAACCCUAA